Molecule: messenger RNA, 1356 nt
Organism: Eimeria tenella
Lineage: Eukaryota; Apicomplexa; Conoidasida; Eucoccidiorida; Eimeriidae
Exons: 2
Molecular function (GO): RNA binding
Source: RefSeq, a predicted model, not a curated record
AUGGGGAAGUCCGAGCUGCCGCUGCCGCCCCUCUCGGGCUUCCCCUCGCUGGGCGACGGAAGCAGCAGCCCAGUGGCCCCCCCAGUGCCCGCAGGGGCCUGGGGUUUGCGUGCUGCAGCAGCAAAGAUAGCAGCAGCAAGGGGGGCCCCCAAGGAUUCGGAGGGGGCCCCCGCUGCUUCCCCAGCAGCAGCAGCAGGAGCUGCUGCUGCUGCUGUAGAGACCCUUAAACCCGCAGAGGGCGCCUCCCAGGACCCUCAGCCCCCGCCUCCCGCGCCUCCCUCCUCUCCCAAGCCCCCUGAAGAGGCCUCACCAACAGCAGCAGCAACAGCAGCAGCAGUAGCAGUAGCAGCAGCAUCAGCAGCACCUGCUGCUGCUGCAGCAGAUGCGGGUCCCGCUGAAUCCUCCGCCUCUGCUGCCGAGUCCUCCGCAAGGGAAGACAGCAGAACCCCCGCAGCUCCGGCCUCCCCCACGCCGACGAGCAGCAGCAGCAGCAACAGCAGCAGCAGCAACAGCAGCAGCAACAGCAGCAGCAGCAACAGCAGCAGCAGCAGCGGGGACCAGCCCGCGUCGCCGCUGCCGCCGUCGGCCUGGUGCCCAGAGCUGCCGCCGAGCACCCCCAGCAGCAGCGACGCCCCCAGCAGCAGCAGCGACGCCCCCAGCAGCAGCAGCGACGCCCCCAGCAGCAGCAGCGACGCCCCCGGCAGCAGCAGCGACGCCCCCAGCAGCAGCAGCACGCCCAGCAGCAGCAGCAGCAGCAGCGAAGCCUCGUUGCGGCACUUUCUCUCGCCGCUGUCGCGGGAGCAGCUGCUGGACCUGCUGUCGUGGGCUGCGCUGCGGGACGGCGCGGUGUACAGACACUGCGCGGACCGGGUGCACGCGUCGCCGGCGUCGCGGCGGCUGAUGGUGCGAAACGUUCAUUUUUGCACUUCUGACGAGCGUUUUUUGGCGUUUUUUCGCACUUUUGGUUGCGUUGCAGACGCGUUAAUAGUUCGGGAGCGAGACGGGCAGAGCAGGGGCUACGGCUUCGUGACUUUCGCGUUUCCGGAGGGGGUGUCGCGGUGCUUCGUGGCGUGCCCGCUCACGCUCGACGGCCGCCAGCUGCAGGUGAAGCUCGCGGCCGACCUCUUCGCCGCGAAGGACCAGACCAAGCUCUUCGUGCGCAACCUCCACGACCAAACCACUUCCGAAACCUUAAGAAGAGUUUUUGGAGUCUUCGGAGCUCUUCAGGAGUGCGUGGUGGUGCGGGACGCAGAGGGCCGCAGCCGCGGCUUCGGCUUUCUGAACUUCUCCACGCCCAUGGAGGCCUUCAAGGCCGUGCAGAUGAGCGAGCGCAUCAUCGACGGCCGCAUGGUCUUC